Molecule: messenger RNA, 1187 nt
Organism: Abrus precatorius (Indian licorice)
Lineage: Eukaryota; Viridiplantae; Streptophyta; Magnoliopsida; Fabales; Fabaceae
Product: transcription factor HY5-like
Exons: 3
Coding region: 102-698 (198 amino acids)
Biological process (GO): response to far red light; response to red light; regulation of photomorphogenesis
Cellular component (GO): nucleus
Molecular function (GO): DNA-binding transcription factor activity, RNA polymerase II-specific
Source: RefSeq, a predicted model, not a curated record
AUGGCCCCAUCGUUGCUUCAAAGGCAAUGGUUUAGGAUGAGAGGUUGUAAGAAAGAGAGAACCCAACACAAAACACAGAUAGAGAAUUAUUGCAAAGAGAAAUGUCACUUUCAAAAUUCGUAGAGAGUAAACCAAACAGCAACAGUCUUCAGCAGUUGAUGAUGGAGGAAGGAGAAGCUGUGGGAGAAGCCUCUUCUUCAGGGAAUAGGCUCAGCAACCAUCCAAACUCUUUCCCUCCUUUAUCUCCACGCCAGAGAACCAAACCCUCUGAAGAUAGCGAUGAAGAUGUGUUGAGAGUUCCAGAUUGUGGAGCGACAAAUCCAAGUAGCAGUAAUAACGUUAAUCAAAGUAAUGUGAGGAAUAGAGAGGUUCAAGCUGGAAAGCGCCACCGCGGAAGAAACUCUGUAGACAAGGAGCAUCGACGCCUCAAGAGGUUGUUAAGGAACAGGGUUUCUGCUCAACAAGCCCGUGAAAGAAAAAAGGUGUACGUGAAUGACUUGGAAUCAAGAGCGAAAGAGUUGGAAGACAAAAAUUCCAACUUAGAAGAGCGUAUUUCGACUUUGAUAAACGAAAACACGAUGCUCCGCAAAGUAACCUGCGUCAAACAAAUUCACUUUAAUCUGCAACUAAUAAUUAACGUUGUUUAUCUCUUACAAUAUAAUCACUUACUGGCAGGUUCUUAUGAACAUGAGGCCUAAAGUUGACGAGAGCAUUGAAGCGUAGAUAUAUAUAUAUAGUUUCAAAGAGUGAAGGUUAUUCCUCAGAGCAGGUUCAGGAGAUUCAUAUUUUAGAGGCAGCAAAUGUUAAUCUACUUUCCCCCUCUAUUCAUGUGUGUUCUAUGUUCCUGUAGUCCCAAUAUAAGAUGUUACCAACUAUAUAAUUACGACUAAGAGAGAGGGCUGGAUUCAUUAGAUAGGUGUAGUUCUUGAUAUAGGUUACAUGAACGGACUAGGUUACACUCUCAGUUAUUUUGCUUCCUCUAUUCCUUAUAGGCACCAUGAGGAUGAAGUUGCCUACCAAGUUUUAGAAACUAUGCAGAUGCAUUAGUUAUUGAAAAGAGUAACCCUAAACUAUUAAUUUGGUCUUUAUAUUAUUUUUAAAAUUUAUCAAAAUAGUUUUUAAAUUAAGUACAAUAUUAUUUAGUCUUUAACAUAUAUAAUUUUUAUUCGUUUUAAUCCUUAUAAUUU